This is a messenger RNA of Penicillium soppii, 2475 nucleotides long. Its product is annotated as glycosyltransferase. Bases 1 to 2475 code for a protein of 824 amino acids. Lineage: Eukaryota; Fungi; Ascomycota; Eurotiomycetes; Eurotiales; Aspergillaceae. The transcript is spliced from 6 exons. Gene Ontology annotation, biological process: carbohydrate metabolic process. Gene Ontology annotation, molecular function: UDP-glycosyltransferase activity; hexosyltransferase activity. The record is from RefSeq and is a predicted model, not a curated record.
AUGGAAGCACAACAACGUCGCAGUUCCGGCUUUGAACACAAUGCGUGGACUCAAGAUGGAACCAGUGUAAAGAAUGAUGGUCGGAUCGAGAUCGACCUAGAUUCCAAAGUCGGUAGGGAGGUCUCCAAGUUGAUUCCAUUCCUGGAUUCAGAGGAAUAUCCUGAGCAACUGGAGGAGUCAGCUACCGAAAUAGGAUGCGGCCUUGAACUCAAUAUUGUCAUUCAGGUUGUUGGUAGUCGCGGCGACGUCCAGCCUUUUAUCGCGCUAGGCAACGAACUUCAACGCCACGGCCAUCGAGUACGACUGGCCACACAUGGCGUCUUUGAGUCAUUUGUUCGUGAUUCCGGACUGGAAUUCUACUGCAUUGGUGGUGAUCCCUCUGAUCUGAUGGCCUAUAUGGUGAAAAAUCCAGGGUUGAUACCACAGAUGAAGUCUAUUCAGGAUGGCGACAUUCAACGCAAGCAGGUCAUGAUAGCUGAAAUGCUUCGAGGGUGCUGGAGGUCAUGUAUCGAAGAUGACUCCGUAACAAAAACGCCUUUUGUUGCCGAUGCUAUUAUUGCGAACCCUCCAAGCUUCGCUCAUAUCCAUUGCGCCCAGGCGCUUGGUAUUCCACUGCAUUUAAUGUUUACCAUGCCAUGGACUAGCACACGAUCCUUUCCACAUCCUUUAGCGAACUUGAAAUACUCAACAACGGAGCCUAAAAUGGCUAAUUAUUUAUCCUAUGGCAUUGUCGAAUGGCUCACUUGGCAAGGCCUUGGCGGUGUUAUCAAUGACUGGAGAAGGUCUAUUGAUCUAGAGGAGAUAUCAGCCACAGAAGGCCCCCGACUAGCGGAGACAUUGAAGGUGCCCUUCACAUAUUGUUGGUCACCUACAUUGAUGCCAAAACCAGCUGACUGGGCCAGUCACCUUGAUGUCUGCGGAUUUUUCUUCCGCUCUCCACCGGACUUCAACCCACCUUCGGAUCUCGAUGCAUUCCUUCGAAAUGGUCCUCCGCCGGUGUAUAUUGGUUUCGGGAGUAUCGUAAUCGAAGAUCCUCCGGCUAUGACUGCGACCCUCGUCAAUGCUGUCAAAUCUUGGGGAGGACGUGCUAUUAUCUCCCGUGGCUGGAGUAACCUCGGCGAGGCAGAAUCAACCGACCAGAUACUUUAUAUAGGAGAUUGCCCGCAUGAAUGGCUCUUCCAAAAGGUUUCCGCAGUUGUACACCACGGAGGAGCGGGAACGACGGCGUGCGGUUUACGAUUCGGACGGCCGUCCCUCAUCGUGCCGUUCUUCGGAGAUCAGUUGUUCUGGGGCAACAUGGUUGCCUCCCGCGGGAUAGGACCAAUGCCGAUUCCCCACCGGUCUUUGAACGCAGAAAAUCUAGCAGAAGCCAUUCGCUUCUGCUUGCAUCCGGAUACACUAUCUGCAGCCGGAGAACUUGCCCGUCAAAUGGCCGAGGAAGCUGGCGUUUCUGCAGCUGUCGCAUCGUUCCACCGCAAUCUUCCGGUCAGCCAGAUGAAAUGCCAUUUCAUCGAUUCCGAACCGGCAGUGUGGCGGCUAAAACAGGGCCCUAAGGGAUCCAUGAAUAUGUCCAAAAUAGCAGCAGGACUACUGAUUGAAAACUCGCUUCUUGAUUCAAACGACCUCAAAUCGUUUGAAAGCAACCCGAUUUUCAUCCAGACGCGGCGAUGGGACCCGAUCACAGGCGGAACGUCUUCGUUGCUCGGCAUGUACAAGGACAUCCUUACGGCAUCGAGCGACGUUGUGAUUCGGCCAUAUAAGGAGUUCAGCCGCGCCCGUCAGCAAAGCGAACCAGAACUUGUUGUCAUUGAAACUGCGCGUGGCCAAAACGCUGGCGAACGCCGCCCGUCCGCGGGAUUAUCCCGUACUUCUGGAUCUAAUCUACAAGAAGAAGACUGGAAGGUCGCUGGGAAUGCCGUUGGGGGUUCUGCUAAGAGCGUGGGAAGGAUCAUCGCAUACUACUACAAGGGUGUGUUGGUAGACAUACCUGGAGCUGUCAACGAAGGCCUUAGGGCGGUUCCCCGGCUUUAUGGUGAAGAUGUCAAGAGCUACGAUAAUAUCAAGGAUUUCAAAUCCGGAGUUGCUGCUGCCAGUGACAAUUUCACGCAUGGGUUCUCACAUGGCCUCACUGAUAUUUUCAGGCAGCCAUAUGAGGGCGGCCAGAAAGACGGUAUCAGGGGAGCGAUCAAAGGAUUUGUGAAAGGGCCAAUUGGCAUGGGCACAAAAGCUGCAUCAGGUGCGUUGGGUCUGGUAGCUUAUCCUGGUCAGGGUUUGGCGAAAAGUUUGCAUUCGGCUAUCCAUUCCAAGACACGCAAACAGAUUGUGAAGGCAAGAUUAAAUGAAUCUCAAUAUCUGGCUAGACAAUCAUCGAAGGCACAGUCGAUGUGCUCGUAUGUCCUUGACGCAUUUGAAGUUCAACAACGGCAGCCUGCGGAGUCUCGGAGUUCAACGAAUAUGAGAGAAGAUUCCCAGUGA